AUGGCGGAUGGACGAAAUGGCAAUGGGUCUGUGAUCUUGGCUGCCUCUGGAUUGACUGGAAGACUUUGGACCGGAUCCCUGUGGUACUUUGAGGAUCCAUCCAGUGCUCCGGAUGUCAACAGAAGUAGUGCAGGAGUACGGACUGAGGCAGGAAUAACAGACUUAGAAUGGAUUGAUGAAAACAGACUGGCUGUUGCAUCAGAUACAGGUGCAAUCGAGAUUUGGCAGCUUGAGAGCAACGCAUUCCGUAAUUUAUUUUAUUUAUAUGAACAUGAUAGUACAGUGAACUCUGUCAGCGUCAACUCAAAUAAGACCCGUGUCAUCAGCGGCUCAUCAGACAGACUGAUUAAGAUCUGGGAUCUUGCUUCACAGCGCUCUAUUCGUACACUCAAUGUCCACACAGGAAAGAUUGAACAGCUAGCAUGCAGUCCAAAUGAAUUAGAUGUCUUUGUAUCAUGUUCACAGGAUGGAUUUGUACUAUUAUGGGAUAUGCGUAAAGCUAAGCCAGCUCAACGACUACCAUGUCCGGCUGGUCUACCCACAAGUGUAGUGUGGAAGCCAGGAGAGUCCUACGUUAUAGCAGUUGGUGAUGAGAGUGGUAGCAUCUCCCUUCUUGAUGCUCGCAAUCUUCAAAAUGCAGCGAUUGUUACACCAGCUCACAACAGAGCUGUACAUAGGCUGGCUUUUUCAACCAAAUCUCCCCUAUUACUUGCAUCUGUAUCAGAUGAUUGCACAGCAGCAGUUACUGAGCUACAACCAGAGCUGAAACAAAUAUACCGUAGCUAUGCCCACAAUGACUUUGUUCAUGGUUUAUCAUGGGACAGUCAGAGUAAUAAGCUAUUAACAUGUGGCUGGGAUCACCAGGUCAUCUCUCAUGAUAUUAACAUCGCAACAUCUAUGGCCCUAUGAGAUGGAUGAGAUGAGUUACGCUCGUUGUCUACUAUCUGUGGAAUACUAAUGAUACCCAAUUUGACUUUUCAUUUAUUGAAUGAUCGACUUUAUACGUGUAGCUUUUUUUUUUCUGGGCUUAGCAAACCAUGGUCAGAAUUCACUAAAGUGGUUUGGAAUCUAUAAUUUUAAAACCAUUUUCGUGGAGAAGUCAUUAUGCAUUGAUUACGAUGUAUUCAGUGCGUGUAUUAAAAAUGCAUCCAAUAGUGAAUGCACACUUUCGCCACAGGGUUCUAACUUCAUGCCUGUCACUAAAGCCUGGUUUCACAAACAGCUGGGCCCACAAACUCUAAAGUUUUUCCUGAAGGAUGUUUAAUGUAAAAAAAAUGGCUACCGGUAAGUCCAUUAUUCACAUGUUAUGCAGCAAAAGUGUGCCAAAUUUGCACUUUAAAAGUGAUUGUUUCAUUUUGUUGUGGUUUGAAAAAUUCUCAUUUUGGUUCUUGGAAAUGGGCUAAACUUCAGGCUUUAGUGUAAAAAUACCAGUCCAAAAGUUUCAAAGUAUCAUAUCUAGAGGAACUAUUUUAAAAGUUUGAAAAUAAAUUAGGGUAGGUUUCAAUGAUUUUGUGUUCAGAGUGAAUCUGUAUAUCAAACACAUCAACUCUGGAUGAACCCUGCAUGGCCUACGUACAGUGUAGCUAAUAAUAGUGUGUGUAUAGGAGAUUCACAAAAGUGCUGAGGUGGGGAAAAAAAGAUGCAUCACACUUUAAAGCUAAAUGAAAGUAGUUGCAGGAAAACACUGAUUUCGUGAGAAAGUCUGUAAAACCAAGGUUAAGUAUUACUAUAUCAUCGUGGAUCUAGAUCUGGUACAGUUACAUAAAACUGAACUUUGUGAAAUCAUAAAAUCUAAGCUGAAAAACGAUCACACUGAAGAUCGCCAACACACGUGGGACAGUGUAUAUUAUUAUGGCUGGAAUAAAGACCUGACAGAAGUGCUCAAAUCCGCGCUUAUUUUGCUUAUUUCUCAGCAAUUACACAAUUUCAUCCAGAAUCCUUUGGCACACAUUUUUUAUUCAUACCAACAGACGCUUGGGUGGUCAUUACAUUGGAUUCUGUAAAAAGUCAUUUUGAGAUCGUUACCAGAACUGGCAUUUAUCUGUAACGUUUUAUGUAUGGCAUUAUUGUUGUUGGUAAUGUGCUGGUCAUGGUAACACUUGAUACAAAACAGUUCCUAUUUUAUUAUCUGCAUAAUUUAUUAUGAGUACAGUGUGGAUAAUUGUGAAACCUAAUAGGUUUGAUGUACAUGUACAUUGUAAGUCUUAGAAAGUGCUUCAAAAUGCAUAACUACUCAAAUUGACCAAAUGCUAAAAUGUUUAAUGACAUCCAAAUAUGUUGUAAAAUACAUGUUUUCGUUUUUUAUAUCCUUUUUUUAAUACCUAUGCUUUUGGUAGACCCUGCGUAAGCCUAAAAGGCCGGGGGGAUUUUCUCCCUCAGUGUUUUUUUUUAAAUAAAUCUGUAAUACAAGAAGUGA
This is a messenger RNA of Lytechinus pictus (painted urchin), 2416 nucleotides long. Its product is annotated as methylosome protein WDR77-like. Bases 1 to 909 code for a protein of 302 amino acids. The transcript is spliced from 8 exons. Gene Ontology annotation, biological process: oocyte axis specification. Gene Ontology annotation, molecular function: protein binding. The record is from RefSeq and is a predicted model, not a curated record. Lineage: Eukaryota; Metazoa; Echinodermata; Echinoidea; Temnopleuroida; Toxopneustidae. Gene Ontology annotation, cellular component: methylosome.